Molecule: messenger RNA, 2547 nt
Organism: Guillardia theta CCMP2712
Lineage: Eukaryota; Cryptophyceae; Pyrenomonadales; Geminigeraceae
Exons: 1
Molecular function (GO): protein binding
Source: RefSeq, a predicted model, not a curated record
AUGGCGGCGCUUCUGUUGAGACACUACUUCGGUAUCAAGGGGGACGUGCGCGAGCCGGUAUGCUAUGUCGACGAACAGACGGUCUUGUACGCUGUUGGGCACAACGUCUGUAUCUUCAACCUCGAGCAGAGGAUACAACGAUUCCUCCCUGGCACCGACAAGACUGAAGAGAUCACGGCGCUGGCCGUCAGCCCGAACAAGAAGUUCGUUGCGGUCGCUGAGCGCCAUGAUGAGGGAGUUAUCACGAUCUUCGACCUCCACACGCUGAGGAGGAGGAGGCUGCUGACGGCGACAGGCUCCAACUCCAAGGAGUUUGUGUCCCUGUGCUUUUCGCCAGACUCGAAGCUGCUCAUGGCGCAGGGAGGGGCUCCAGAGUGGAACCUCACCAUCUGGACGUGGGAGACGGCAAAGCCUCUGGCGACAGUGAAGACAGCCGUGUCGCCGAACUCGGUCAUGUACCAGUGCAGCUUCAACCCUUCGGACAACCACCUGAUUGCCGUGACGGGCAACGGAGUUUUCAAGCUGUUUAAGCUCACUGAGUCCAACCUGAAGCUGCUGCAGAGCCCUCUGGGGAAGCGAGAGGCGCAGAACUACCUGUGCCAUUCGUGGGUGAGCGAGGAAAGGCUGGUAGUUGGAACCGAUACUGGGGACCUGCUGGUAGUAGAGGGAGGGGAGCUGAAGGGAUUUAUUGCCCGAUCGCCUGCUGACUCGAACUCGAUCGAGUCGAUCGUGGGCUUCUCCAAGGGGAUAGUGACAGGGAGCGACGACGGCAACCUGGCGAUCUACGACAAGACAGAGGACAAGGAUAUGUACAGGAGGUCAAAGGUCUUUUCCAUCGACAACAACGCUGUCAAGAUCCGGCACCUGACAGUCAGCCACACGGAGGAGCAACUGCUGUGCGCUACGGAGAACAACCAGCUCUUCUCCUUCGCGCUCAGCAACGUUGACAUCAUGAAGCCGGAGGAGAAGAACAUCGACUUUCUCGCUACCUCCUUCCAUGCCGGGCAGGUGACGGGGGUCGACACUUGCAUCCGGAAGCCGCUGGUGGCCACUUGCGGGCUGGACAAAUCAGUCAGGAUCUGGAAUUACAUGGACAAGACUCUUGACCUGACCAAGUUCUUCAACGAGGAGGCGCAUAGCAUCGCUUUCCAUCCCUCCGGCCUUCACAUCCUGGUGGGUUUCAGCGACAAGAUGAGGCUGAUGAAUAUCGUUAUGGACGACAUCCGGCCGUUCAAAGAGUUUGCGAUCAAGGCGUGCAGAGAGUGUAAGUUCAGCAACGGAGGUCACAUGUUUGCAGCCGUCAACGGCAACACCAUCAACAUCUUUGCUACCUACACCUGCGAGAACUUGGGGAACCUGCGAGGUCACAAUGGCAAGGUCCGGAGCCUGUGCUGGUCCGCCGACGACACGAUGCUGACCUCUUGCGGGAUGGACGGGGCCUGCUACGAGUGGAACCUCAAAGACUACAAGAGGAUAGGAGAGAACGUGCUGAAGAGCUGCAACUACACAUCAUGCGUCUGCACCCCUGACGGCAGGACGACGUUUGCUGUGGGAAGCGACAAGAAGAUCAAGGAGAUCUCUGAAUCGAACAUCGCCAAGGAGUUCGAGGCUGGGGGCCAGCUCAUGACGCAGGUCUGCCUGUCUCACUCGGGGAGGAUGCUCUUCACCGGUGGGGAGGACGGAACCGUGCAGAGUUGGAAGUUCCCGCUGUCGUCGGAGUACCAGGAGUUCCUGUGCCACUCUAGAGCUAUCACGAGGAUGUGUAUCACAUACGAUGACUCCCAUCUGUUCUCUGUGUCGGAGGACGGCUCGCUGCUGAUCCUGGACGUGCGGGACAAGGAGGUCAGGGGGUCGAAGAAGGAGAAGGAGAUCUUGCCGUUCUCUGAGGAGAUCCUGGUCACCAAGAGCGACCUGGAGGAGAAGACAGCCCACAUGGUUGACCUGAAGAACAAGGUCGACGAGCUCCACACGCACACUCAGUACACGAUCCGACUCAAGGAGAAGGAGGCCAAGGACAAGCUCACGCAGCUGACUGAGAAGUACAGCAGCGAGCUGGAGGGAGAGAAAGCGAGGUGCGAGAGCCUGAUCACGGAGAAGAGCGAGAUGGAGAUGGAGUAUGAGGAGAAGAUCAAGAAUAUUGAGGAGAGGCAUGCUGCUGCUGUGCAGCAGAUGGAGGCGCAGUACCAGCAGAAGAUCAUGGCGGAGGUGGAGCGGUAUCGGCAACUGUCGGAUGAGAAGGAGCUCUUGAACGAGCGAUGGGACGAGCAGAACUCGCUGCUGGUCGAAUCGCACGAGCGGCUCGUGCAGGAGCUGACGGACGAGUACGAGUACAAGCUGCAGGAGGAGCAGCUUGCGCUUCAGCGAGUGAGGGACGAGAAGGAGGAGCUGAUGAGGGAGCUGGAAGAGACAAGGAAGCAGGUGGAGGAGGACGCAGACCAGGAGAUCGAGGAGCUCAAGGACAAGUACGAGUCGAAGCUGGGGGCAGAGAGAGAGCAGCACCUUCGGCUGAAGGGAGAGAACGGGAUCAUGCGGAAGAAAUUCCAUGCG